Messenger RNA from Papaver somniferum (opium poppy), 1958 nucleotides. RefSeq names its product GATA transcription factor 24-like. Lineage: Eukaryota; Viridiplantae; Streptophyta; Magnoliopsida; Ranunculales; Papaveraceae. Gene Ontology annotation, biological process: regulation of DNA-templated transcription. The record is from RefSeq and is a predicted model, not a curated record. Gene Ontology annotation, molecular function: protein binding; zinc ion binding; sequence-specific DNA binding. The coding region runs from base 378 to 1661 and encodes 427 amino acids. The transcript is spliced from 11 exons.
AUCACAACAAAACCAGACUCAGAGGACCCACACUCAUCAACAUCAUCUUGUCACUUCACUUGUGUACAUUUUAACAAACAGGUCCUACUUUGCAUUGCCAAAAUGAUAAAUCAGAUAAGAUUUCAACGGUUCAAAUCAAUCAGACCAUCAUAUUUCAAUACUCCUAUUUGUAUACAUCCAUACUCCUGAAUGUAUAUUAUCAAAAUUUACUUCAUUGGAUUGAUCGUAUCGUACAUCUUCCUUCCCCUGGAUUCUCUGGUUCAGAAAAACAAUUUCUUAAUUUUCUUUUCGAUUCUUCAAAUUCUCACUCUAAAGAAAAUCAGAAGGGCAUAAUCCGAAAUUUAUUGCGGAUAUUUGGGGCUAGGGUUUUACUUGAAAUGGUUCCCGUGGAUCGUUAUUCUGAUGAUGAUGAUGACUUAGAAGAUAUGAUGCCACCAGAAAACCCUUUGCCACUUCAAGCCAGGCCGUUUGAUGAUCAUAUGAUUCCUACUGAUGAUGAUGAAGAAGAUGAUGAUCAUCAUCAUGAUCAUGAUCGUCGUCGUGAUGAUGAUGAAGAUGAUGAGGAUGAUUAUGAUGGAGGUGGUGGUGGAGAUGAAACCGAAGAUGAUCUUCAAGAUAUACCUGUUAAUUCAGGAGGGAAUUUUCGAAAUGCUUCCACAAGAACUCGUACUAGUGAACUGACUCUUGCGUUUGAAGGAGAAGUUUAUGUUUUUCCUUCAAUUACUUAUGAGAAGGUGCAAGCUGUUCUUUUGCUUUUAGGAGGUCGAGACAUACCUACUGCUGUGCCUGCAGUUGACGUCUCUUACCAUCAGAACGAUAGGGUAUUCAACGUGUGUGUGUUUCGAAUCUUAGAUGAUCAUUAUGUUAUGUUUUUGUAUUUUUCUCUACUGUAUAAUUGCAUAAUGUCAAUUUUCUCUCAGGCUGCUAGCGAUGCUCCACGACGUUCAAACCUGUCAAAAAGAAUUGAUUCUCUCGUUAAGUUUCGUGAAAAGCGGAAAGAACGAAAUUUUGACAAGAAAAUUCGGUACAAUGUUCCUAAAGAGGUUUCUCAGAAGAUGCACCGUAAGAAAGGCCAGUUCGCAUCCUCAAAGCAGGCAAAGCAAGGCCGUGUUAAUUCCUCUAGUCGGGAUUCAUCGCAGUUUCUUCUUCAGGGGGAUGUGACUCCCCGUUCGGAAGUUGGUUCACGCAGAUGUUCUCAUUGUGGUACCAGUGAGAGUUCGACCCCAGCUAUGCGUCGUGGGCCAGCUGGUCCAAGGACUUUAUGCAAUGCAUGCGGGCUUAUGUGGGCAAACAAGGGAACUCUGCGAGAUCUCUCUAAAGGUGGAAAGACUCCGCUUUCUUUCCAAAAUGGCCAGGGGACCCGCAAGGAUACGAAAGCUUUGCCUACAGACACCAGGGAUUUAUCACCUGAUCUAGAUGAGGAGGGAACUCCUGAAGAUGUUCGUCGGGGAGCUUCUUAUGGCGACAUGGACGAGCAGGGAAGUCCGGAUGAUUUAAAGCCAUCGCGUAAGAUCAGAAAUUCUUAUGCUGAUUCUGACCAGGAGCUUUUUGAAGAUUAUACUAAGCCUUUAGCUUUUCAUAUGAAAAAAUCUUCUGCUAAAUGUAAAGAGCCGUCAUUUUAUAGGCCUACUAACUCCUCGACAAGGAGAAAAAAUGGCUGAGGACUACGCCAACAACUAGCUGGACACAGAUCUGGAUUUCUUCACAAGUACAGCUAAACUAGCAAAUUGCGGAGGGUGUGAUAUUUGACUCUUAGAUGAGUCUUGGAGGUGGAUUUUGUAACAGGGUUGUGGGUGUGGAUAUGAUUCCUCUUCUAGUUGUGUAUUGAUAGUUUUAGCGAUGGUUCCUGAAGGAAAGCUGUUUAUCGGUCUAUAAAUAUGAUGUGAUCCAUUUGCCAGGGAUUUUUCACUGGAUAUUGAUGUUGGUUUUGGUUAUAUUCAGUUUCUCCUCUUUUCUCA